Messenger RNA from Anolis carolinensis (green anole), 1121 nucleotides. It is a transcript of the gene li-ac-3, whose product is annotated as keratin-associated beta-protein 3. Bases 100 to 378 code for a protein of 92 amino acids. The transcript is spliced from 2 exons. Lineage: Eukaryota; Metazoa; Chordata; Lepidosauria; Squamata; Anolidae. The record is from RefSeq and is a predicted model, not a curated record.
GUUGGCGACCAGCAGUUCCUCCAUCAGUUCCUUCCAACAUCUCACCGCAACUCUUACCUUCUGCUCUUUGGAGAACAGAUCUUCUUCCACUUCGACACCAUGACUUUUGGUUGGGGAAACGGUGGCUUCGGUUGCAACGUCGCCUGUGAAUCGCAAUGUCCUCCCUCUCACAUCUACAUCCAGCCUCCCUGCUACGCCGUGACUAUUCCUGGGCCCGUGAUGCACUGUGAUACCGAACCUUGUGCUGCGUCCAGCAGAACACCUUGCGGCUACGGGGGUUGUGGUUAUGGCGGCUAUGGCGGCUAUGGCGGCUAUGGCGGCUGGGGUUAUGGUGGCCGGGGAUGGGGAUAUGGUGGAUAUGGUGGCUGGGGCUAUUAGUCCUGCUGUUCUCCUCAAAUGCCCAGAAGACAACUCCAGAAAAACACGUAAUGACCCAGCAAUGGACUCUUGACAAAGAUCUAUGGCUGAGAUUGUGUACCUGGGUGCCAGAAAGAUGGGUAUGCCCAAUCUUUCAUAUUGUGGCUACUCUUCAUAAGUCUGGACACCCAGGCCUUCACAUCCCUGAUCUUUUCUAGGCUUCUUUCAUUCUGUUUGCUCCCAGGCAGCUACCUUUCUCCUUGUUCUUCUACCAUGUUUCAGUAUCUUAAACCACCUACUCUGCUCAUGAAGAGAAAUAUCAGAGUUAAAUAGCAAGAAAUCCCCAACUUGCUAUCAAUGUUCAACUCCUGCUUUUCGAGCAUCAUGAGAAGUUCUGUUGUAACGGCAGGGAUGGUUUGAUGUUGUGACGUUCCAUUUACCAUCAGAUCUGACCUGUAUGGCCAAUGGUCAGGAAUGAAGGGUUGAAGUUCAAGGAGAUACACAGGGCCCGAUGUUCCCCACUUUCCAACUUCCACAGAGAGGUUCCUUGACUCUUUGAGUGGCCCAGCUAGCUGUCAAGGGGAUGAUGGGUGAUGUGUAAUAACCUCAAGGAACUCCCACCAUUUUGUAGAUUAAUAGUGUCUGUCUUGCUAGCUCUAGUAAUGAACUGUGAAUUCAUGGGGGGAAAGUAUGUCCUGUUCUCAUGUAAGCUUCUUCUGAAAUUGUGCAUCCUUUCAACAGCAAUAAAAACCCAUCAUACUUCA